GGUGCUCGGUAUAAGAAGGACAAGCCCCUGUCAGAGAGUUACAGUUGUUCAUUGCUAAACAAGAUACUGCACCACAACAUCAUAGAGCCUAUCAUCCCUUCAGCAGCAGUCAUGAAGGUUGCAUCUUUCAACAUCCAGAAAUUUGGGAAUCGUAAGCUAUCAAACCCAAACACACUUGCUACCCUUGUGAAGAUUGUUUCUCGCUAUGACAUCAUAGUGAUUCUGGAGGUGGUGGAUGCGAGAGGUACUUCAGUGAAAAAGUUCCUGGAGGAAUUAAAUAAGGCCAAUAAGAAGCAAAAAUACACUCUGCAAAUCAGCACUCGUCUGGGAAGAGACAAAUACAAGGAGCAGUUUAUGUUUCUGUACAGGGCUGAUUUGGUGGACUUGGUUGGCUCCUGGCAAUAUGAGGACAACCAGGCUGGAGAUGUGGACGCCAUCGCCAGGGAGCCUUACAUUCUCCGCUUCAAAUGUCUCAACACUGUGCUAGAGGACUUGGUACUGAUUCCAGUGCACACCAAGCCUGAUGACUCAGUGAAGGAGCUAGAUGAGCUUUAUGAUGUCUUCCUGGAAGUGACAAAGAAAUGGAAGACUGAUAACGUUAUGAUCCUAGGUGACUUCAAUGCAGACGGUUCCUACCUUUCUAAAAAGGGCAUGAAAGCUAUCCGUAUCCGCAGUGACGAAAAAUUCCACUGGCUGAUUAAAGAUGACGUGGAUACCACAGCAAACACAGGCAACGAUAACACUUAUGACAGGAUUGUGAUCUACGGGGAUGACAUGGUUGACGCCAUCGUGCCAAACUCUGCCAAACCAUUCAACUUCCAGAUUGCAUAUGGGCUUUCUGAAGAAGAUGCCCUGAAGGUGAGCGACCAUUACCCUGUGGAGGUAGAGCUGAAACGAAAAACACCAACAGAACAGAGCUCUGCGACUGGGAAAUAGAACCCUGUAACAUGGACAGGAGGACAGAGGAAGUGAGUGAAGAGGUGAUGGAGCUGGAGAAGAAGCCUUAUCCAACCAGAGAAGCUGAAUUUAGAGAUACUGGUGCUGAAGAUUCGGAUGGUCAAGCUUAGGAAAAGUUACAUUGAUCUGUGAUUAAAUCUGACCAAAAUACUAGUCAUAUUAGUACUGUAUAUCAUACAUACACUGAUGUGUAUCUUGACAGAAUCUCAAAUAAAGAUGAUGGAGGGAAAAUCC
Messenger RNA from Salvelinus sp. IW2-2015, 1191 nucleotides. RefSeq names its product deoxyribonuclease 1 like 4, tandem duplicate 1 (gene dnase1l4.1). Lineage: Eukaryota; Metazoa; Chordata; Actinopteri; Salmoniformes; Salmonidae. Gene Ontology annotation, biological process: DNA catabolic process. The record is from RefSeq and is a predicted model, not a curated record. Gene Ontology annotation, cellular component: nucleus. Gene Ontology annotation, molecular function: deoxyribonuclease I activity; DNA binding.